AUGAAGAUUCCACAGAUCCUUGCGUUUGCUGCUGCUGCCACAGCAGUCAGUAUUCCACGCUCUGAGAGCUCACCUUCCCCAGUCACAAACGUAACUAUCUUUACACCACCCUCCGACUACAACAUCCCACGCACGCUCUACCCCCGCAAUGAGCAACUUCCCAAUGGUGAUAUCCUUGCAACAUGGGAGAACUAUUCCCCAGAGCCGCCACUGGUCUACUUCCCUAUCUACCGCUCUAAGGAUCACGGAAAGACUUGGAAGGAGAUUUCCAAGGCCCAGGAUACUGCGAAUGGAUUUGGACUGCGUUACCAACCGUUCCUCUAUUACCUUCCGGAGCGAGUCGGUUCAUUCAAGAAAGGCACCCUGCUGCUAGCAGGUAGUAGUAUCCCCACAGAUCUCUCGUCUACCAACAUUGAUCUGUACGCAUCGAAUGAUGAUGGCGUCACAUGGAAGUUUGUCAGCCAUAUUGCGGCCGGAGGAGAGGCACAGCCGGUGAAUGGAUUGACUCCUGUGUGGGAGCCUUUCCUCCUUGCUCAUCAGGGCAAGUUGAUCUGCUAUUACUCCGAUCAGCGAGACAACGCAACAUACGGACAAAAGAUGGUUCACCAGGUCUCUACUGAUUUGAAGAAAUGGGGACCUGUUGUAGAUGAUGUUGCGGAAUCGACUUACACUGAUCGACCAGGAAUGCCAGUCGUGACCAAGCUCCCGAACGGCAAAUACUUCUACAUCUACGAAUACGGCUCCUUCUUCGGCACUUCAAGCUACUCCUUCCCUCUUUACUACAAGAUCUCAUCCAACCCUGAAGACUUCCUCUCAGUCGAGGGCCAGCGUCUUGUUGUCUCCAGUGGCACUAAGCCAACCUCUUCGCCAUACAUCGUGUGGACCAAAUAUGGCGGCAAGAACGGCACCCUCAUUGCCAGCUCCGGUACUCAGAGUACUCUAUUUAUUAACAAGGCUCUGGGUGAGGGCGAAUGGACUGAAAUUGCGUCGCCUCAGGAACAUAGUUAUACGAGGGCGUUGCGUGUCCUUGAAGAGGAUGGCGGUCGCUACCUGAUGGUGCAUUCGGCAGGCGUGUUAUCUGGCACUGCUAACCGGGUCUCGGAGAGCAUUAUCGAUCUAAAGAAGGUCUUAUAG
Penicillium canescens is the source of this 1134-nucleotide messenger RNA. RefSeq names its product sialidase family protein. The coding region runs from base 1 to 1134 and encodes 377 amino acids. The record is from RefSeq and is a predicted model, not a curated record. The transcript is spliced from 4 exons. NCBI's taxonomy places the organism in Eukaryota, Fungi, Ascomycota, Eurotiomycetes, Eurotiales, Aspergillaceae.